This is a messenger RNA of Penicillium brasilianum, 2220 nucleotides long. The record is from the annotation of a GenBank genome assembly. NCBI's taxonomy places the organism in Eukaryota, Fungi, Ascomycota, Eurotiomycetes, Eurotiales, Aspergillaceae.
AUGGCGUCAGAGGUUCUAUCCUCUUCACUGCGGUCGGAGCAAGAUACAACCUCGGUGACGGCGAGAUAUCAAUGUCCUGUCUGUUUGAAACGAUACAAGCGCCGUGAACAUCUCUUUCGGCAUACCAGCUCCCAUACAUCGGAGCGCCCGUACCGUUGCGACUCAUGUGAUGGUGCGUUCCAACGCGCAGAUGUUCUGAAACGACAUCUUCGAACAUGUGAUGGCGGGGGCUCAAGGUCGGGAGGCCGUCGAAAGGCUUGCGAUCGCUGUUGCAAACAGAAGAAAGCAUGUAGUUCCAAUCAGCCAUGUCACAAUUGUUCAAGAAAGGGUCUUGCAUGUUUCUAUUCAAAUGCCCCAGAGUCGGGAGAAAAUCUGGGUCAAGCUAUCUCCCAUAAUGGUGAUGGUUCCAUCGGAGAUGCAGCGGGACAGAACAGAGGCUCUCCCAUGUUAAUGGAUCCCGCCAUUCAGUCAAAUUCACCGAUUCAGUUAUCCUGGGCGCAACAGAACAGUGGAGUUCUCGGGACAGCCCCGCUCGAUAAUCUCUUCAGUCGGUCUUUCCUGGAGGCCUCUAGCCCGACCUGGCAAGACUAUCUUCUCCUAGCGUCAGAAAGCCAAGUUCUGAGGGAUAACCCUCUCUUGGAUACGAGCAGAAGCCAGUCGUUGCAGUUUCUGGACCGGUUUACCAGCAAUACUGGUCUGAUCUUGAGCUUUGACUGUGGGACUCAAGAGCAACGUGAGAAUGUUGCUGUUCAACUAGAGGUUGAGAGUCAUCAAGGAAUUGGGCAAACGUAUGCGCCAAGCAACUCAACAUCACUAGGCUUACAAGCUGUUGUGGACUCACCUCCGCUACUGGACAACCUGAGCGAUGCUAGUACCGUUGACUGCAUCCCAAUCAACUGGCUUUGUGACCCACUUUCUUUGAAAACGCAUGAAAUUCUUCUGCUCAUUGAAGAGGUCGUUACAAUUAAACCGAGAAAUAGUGCGGUGACACUCGAUUGGUCAUCGGCUCUCAAAAAUGCGUGUCUACAAUUCUUUUCACCAGCGAAUCUGCGACGGUUCCUUGGCUUCUACUGGGCGAUCUGGCAUCCAAACGUCAACUAUAUUCAUCGGCCCAGCUUUGAUCCGAUAUCAGCGAAGCCUUGCCUUGUAGCUGCAAUGGCCACUAUUGGCGCGUGUGUCUCUCCAGACAUGCCGGAUAACGAGGAUGCUAGGACAUGGUACAACUGCGUUGAAGAGAUGGUCUUCAUAGAUGAUGACUUCAACAGUGACACAAUCUACUCUGCUUCGAACAAUAUGUUUAUUCAUCGACGAAAGGUCCAAGUUUUGCAAGCCGCAUAUAUUGUUUGCCUUUAUCAGAACUGGGAAGGCACAGACUCGAGCAAAAGUCGAAUUCGGCGGAACAGGUUUGCGACCUUGGUAUCCACGGCACGAGACAUUGGAAUUACAACAGCAACGCAUUUGAACUAUUCUGAGUUGGGUCGGCAUGAGUUUGAGUGGAAGGAAUAUGCCACUCGGGAAGAACUGAUCAGGGUUUUCAUAUGGAUAUUCCUCCUUGAUACGGCCUUUGUCAUUUUUAACAACCUACCCCCACGCAUGGUUAUCAAGGAAAUGAAGAUGCACCUCGCGACGCCUGAGAGCUGCUUCCAAGCACUGACUGCGGAUGAAUGCCAUCGGGAAAUUGAAACACACCUUCCAAGUGGAAACGCCUAUUGGAAUCUCUCUGUCCGCGGUGCAUAUGAGGCACUUGCAAAGGACACAUUUUUGCCAGGCAUGCGUCAGAUCAUAGCCGCAUCGGGGCCCUUGAAUCUGUUCGCACUUGCAUCCGCAAUUCAUUCACAAGUCUUUCAGUACCGCAGCUCUAUCAGCAGCUCCCAGAACCUGACACCGAUACAGAACACUCUCCAGCACUGGUGCGAUUCUUGGCAACUUUUUGCCUCGACAUCAUCAACGGGCUUACCUCCACACAUUACAAUCGAUGAUACCAAUAUUUCGCCCCAAGAUAUGUGGAAGAGAAUUGGGUUUUGCCGGUACUGCCCUGAAUUUUGGCUAUUAGGAAGCUUGAUGACAGAGCGUCUCGCGUUAUUGGGAGAUUUACCAGAAGGGAGCGAUCUGGCUCCUCUGGACCAGAGUGCAUUGGAUCCAAUUUUGAACAAGUAUGAUCAGACUAGUAUGCGGCAGGUCAACAAUCUGAUCGUCGGGUUUCAAACAUUCCAGCUGUGA